AUGGCGCCUUCAGCUCCCUCAUUGUCUCUGGACAAUUACAACCUACAGUUCGAAAAUGUAAUGCGACAGUCGACCUUGGAUCCUAUGACUGGAGCACCACUCAGCGAUGACAAGUCUACGAACGCACCUUCUAUAUUAGCGAUCAACGGAGCGCUAUGCGGAGUUACGUUACUCGUUGUUCUGGCGCGAUUCUAUGUUCGGUCUGUGAUGUUGAAAAGUGUUGGUGCCGAUGAUUGGUUCAUGGGGUUAGCAAUGGCUUGCGGCGUUGGAACUUUCGUCUGUUUCAUUGGAGAGACGCAUCAUGGGAUUGGAAUGAAUUCAGACGCAAUUCCAUUCGCGGAAACAAUCAAACAAUUGCAUUGGAACUUUUUCCAUUCCAUUAUCGUCACAGUAGGAAUCUCCUUCAUCAAACUAUCCAUUGCUUUCUUUUUGCUGCGGUUGGUACCAAGUAAGAAAUACAAGAUGUUUCUGUACUGUACUAUUGCUUUCUUAGCGGCUUUCCUGCUCACGAGUGCUUUUACUAUUAUAUUUGCCUGCCUUCCAGUCAGAGCAAACUGGGAUCUUGUGCUUGCCAAGACCGCGAAAUGCUACAGCAAAGACACCUUUACUGCAAUCGGACUUUUUAACAGCUCAAUCAACAUCAUCACUGAUGUCCUGUUCGCUACCCUACCUAUCCCUAUGGUUUGGAAUUUGCAAGUCAACAUGCGAACCAAACUCUCGCUGGUUGUCAUUUUGAGUUUAGGAUUAUUCGCCUGCGCCGCAGCAAUAGUCAAAACAGUCCUUCAGUCAAAGCUAUACGUAACGCCAAACACCACUCGAAACGAUACCUAUUUCAUCUGGAACAGCGUCGAGCUCUACAUCGGAAUCCUCGCCGCAUCUCUACCUUCCCUACGACCACUAUUCAAGAGCUUCCUCGAUUCUACAAAAGCGUUGCGCACGAAGAUGUCCAGCAGUGGGAACCAGAAAAUCGGUACCAGACACAAGUAUUACAUGCAGGAAGACGCGAUUGCGAUGUCCAACAUGGGAAGCUCGAACGGGAAGAACAGGAAAUACGAUGUCAAAGUCACAACCAAGGACAUGGACAAAGACGAUUUCGGUACCAAGAGUACGCAAGAUGGUGGAAGCAGCUACGAAAGUGUGGAAGGCAUAUUACCGAUGCAGGGGAUACAGAAAACAGUCAAUAUCAGCGUUACGAGGUGA
Glarea lozoyensis ATCC 20868 is the source of this 1200-nucleotide messenger RNA. RefSeq lists its product as uncharacterized. The record is from RefSeq and is a predicted model, not a curated record. NCBI's taxonomy places the organism in Eukaryota, Fungi, Ascomycota, Leotiomycetes, Helotiales, Helotiaceae. Bases 1 to 1200 code for a protein of 399 amino acids. The transcript is spliced from 7 exons.